AUGGCCUCGCAGACAGGGGCCGUGACCACUGCUCAUGAGCACUCCAGUGCUCAGGCAAAUGGCAUCACCGAGAACCAUCAAGUCGACGCCUCGGCGUCCGAUCCCGCGCCCGCGCCCAUUGGCAAGAAACGUCAUAGCAAAUACCGUCAUGUCGCAGCCUACCAUGCACAGCUACGACACUCGAGUCUCAGUCGAGAUGCAGAGGUUACUCCCAGCUUUCUUGGAUUCAGGAACCUGAUGGUUCUGGUACUUGUGGCCAUGAAUCUUCGAUUGAUCAUUGAAAAUUUCAUGAAAUACGGCGUCCUGAUCUGCAUCAAAUGUCAUGACUACCGCAAGCAGGACAUCGUACUCGGAUCUAUCCUGUUCGCCCUCGUGCCAUGUCACCUUUUCCUGGCCUAUGCUAUCGAGCUCUCUGCAGCAGGUGCCGCAAAGCAGACCGUUGGCCAGCAAAAGAAGAGUGCUGAGGAAAAAGAGCGUGACCAGCAGCGCUUCCGCUCUACCUGGCGCUACACGGCUCUACUACACACCUUGAACGCGACCAUAUGCCUAGCCCUGACCAGCUUCGUAGUGUACUUUUAUAUUCACCACCCAGGUAUCGGGACUCUCUGCCAGUUGCACGCGAUCAUCGUGUGGCUCAAGAAUUGCUCCUAUGCAUUCACCAACCGUGAUCUCCGCCUCGCCUUCCUCAAUCCAUCCGCCGACCCCGGUCUGCCCGAGAUCUACGCGACAUGCCCUUAUCCCCGGAACGUGACGCUCAAGAACCUUGCGUAUUUCUGGAUGGCCCCGACUCUAGUCUACCAACCCGUCUACCCACGCACCGCCUCAAUCCGUUGGUCCUUUGUCGCGAAGCGGUUGGCAGAGUUCGUCGGACUGGCAGUAUUCAUCUGGCUUCUCUCGGCACAGUAUGCCGCCCCCGUACUGCGCAAUUCCAUUGAUAAAAUCGCCGUCAUGGAUAUUGCUUCUAUCCUGGAGCGCGUCAUGAAACUCUCCACCAUCUCGCUGAUCAUCUGGUUGGCCGGAUUCUUCGCCCUCUUCCAGGCUCUGCUGAAUGCCCUGGCGGAAGUGAUGCAAUUCGGGGACCGUGAGUUCUAUACCGAUUGGUGGAAUAGCUCCAGUCUGGGUGUGUACUGGCGGUCGUGGAACCGGCCGGUUUAUCUGUUCAUGAAGCGGCAUGUGUACUCGCCGCUCGUUGGCCGAGGCUGGAGUCCGCUGGCUGCAAGCGGUAUGGUCUUUUCACUGUCUGCUAUCCUGCACGAAAUGUUGGUGGGUAUUCCCACUCAUAACUUUAUUGGUGUUGCUUUCUUCGGUAUGAUGUUCCAAUUGCCCCUCAUUGCUCUUACGGCGCCGUUGGAGAAGAUGCGCGGUCCGCAGGGUAAGACGAUUGGUAACUGUAUCUUCUGGGUGAGUUUCUGUCUGGUUGGACAGCCACUGGGAGCACUGCUGUACUUCUUUGCAUGGCAAGCCAAGUACGGCAGUGUUAGUCGCAUGCGCGUCUAA
Messenger RNA from Penicillium cataractarum, 1497 nucleotides. Its product is annotated as putative diacylglycerol O-acyltransferase (DgaT). Gene Ontology annotation, biological process: triglyceride biosynthetic process. Bases 1 to 1497 code for a protein of 498 amino acids. Gene Ontology annotation, molecular function: diacylglycerol O-acyltransferase activity. The transcript has 4 exons. The record is from RefSeq and is a predicted model, not a curated record. Gene Ontology annotation, cellular component: endoplasmic reticulum membrane. NCBI's taxonomy places the organism in Eukaryota, Fungi, Ascomycota, Eurotiomycetes, Eurotiales, Aspergillaceae.